AUGUUCGCUGCGACUCACCACCUUGACAGAAAUAUCGCGCAUUGCAAAGCCUGUUCAGACCUUCGGGCGUGCACGUGUUUUAGUCGGCAUUCCCCAUGUCCUUUUAGGACCGCAGUCUUGGACUCGAACGGAAGCAAAGCAAAGCACCCGCAGCCAACACUUGUGCAAGCGCCCGAUCCUUGGCGCGGUCGCAAUCGGGACCUCAUGCAGGCCACGCUGCAAGGCGCCGCGUCGAUGGGCUGCGAGACGCAAACGGCGGCAGACUGCGCGCUCGCAGCCAUCUUCCUCGAGCUGCCCUUCCAGUCGAAGAUCGGUGCUGCUGGCCCGCCCCCAGCCUUGCACAAGCUUCUUGCGGACGCUCGCUGGCAGGAGGCUCCCGUCUACAUGGUGGAUGGCUCAAUUACCAUGUGUUGUUGUCUAGUUGAUGUAGCCUUGCAGACGCGGCGCGGCCGGACAAUGCGGUCCAGGGGCUGCCAAAGCUACCUCAGCGCAGUCUUGCUUGGGUGCGCAGUGGCAUGCAGCUGUGAUUGGUUUGGCCGGUGUUGGAGCCAAGGAAGCAUUGCAGGUGCUGGUGCGAAGAUCCGCUUAGCUCCUCCAUUUGAAGGGCGAGCUACGCAGCUCAACAUCAGACGUCAGGCAGCUAAGGGCUUCCAGAGUGCCAAAGAUGCUGGGCAAGCCCCGAAGCGCAACAAGAACAAAAAGAAGAAGAGGGCGACAAAGAAGGUGGCCGAAAAGAAGGCACCGGCUCCAGCCCCUGAGCCCCCAACUCCCGUGGAAGAAGUCGAUGUCGAUGUCAUCGACCCCAACGAGUCAGACGAAGAUCGCGAGUUCCGAGAGCGCUAUCUGUCGGCCGAGAAGGAAGAAAUGCCAGACUGGCAAAGCGAGAUGAAAGCCGCGAAGACCAAGGAGGAACGAUUCAAGGUUGGCUUGCGAGUGGGCGACUUCGGAACCAGCUAUACAAUUCUUUUCCAAGAAUUGAUUUCGAGUUUUGUCUCCGGAGACAAGGAGCAACUGGAUGAUUUUCUUAUGGACGUCGGGAUUGCGCAAUGGCAGCUUGCCCUCAUCCAAGUGGUCGUGCUGGCCUUCCCGCUUGCCAUCAUCACGUAUUUUCUGGGCUUGUGGAAAUUCUGA
Messenger RNA from Symbiodinium necroappetens, 1131 nucleotides. NCBI's taxonomy places the organism in Eukaryota, Dinophyceae, Suessiales, Symbiodiniaceae. The record is from the annotation of a GenBank genome assembly.